AUGCUGCAAUCUUCAUCUACAAAUAGAGGCAAGGGAGCCAGGACCAACACAACAAAGCCUUCUUUCAUCUCUCUGGCUAGCUACCAAAUGCCUGCAAUGGCCUCAAAAACCAUCUCAGUUUGUGUAGCCUUUUUCCUCAUCUUUGUGUUGCUACCUCAAAACUCUCAUUCCAAAUCUACUCAUGAUCAGCAUGACCCCUUCAAGUUCAUCCAACACUUGGAGGGAUGCCACAAGGGUCAAAAUGUGAGCGGGCUGCAAGAGCUCAAAAAAUACCUCACCAAAUUUGGCUACCUGAAUUAUGAUCAUUCAAAGCAUGCCAACGACGACGAGUUUGAUGACAUUCUAGAGUCUGCCAUCAAGUCAUACCAGAAAAGCUAUCACUUAGAAGUCACUGGAACUCUAGACACCAGCACGGGGAAACAGAUGAUGAUGCCAAGAUGUGGUGUGCCGGAUGUUGUCAAUGGCACACGAAAGGGCAGCAAGAAACACAACCAUAAGCACAAGUCUAUCCAUGGGGUUACUCAUUAUGAGUUCUUCUUCCCUGGACCGCGAAGAUGGUCCAAAACCCAUCUGACGUAUCGCUUUAGUUCAAGUGUGAACCAAGUCCCUGGCACACAGAAUGUAAGGUCUAUAUGUGCACAAGCAUUUCAGAGAUGGGCACAAGUGACCAGUUUUACAUUUGAGGAAGUCCCUGCGACUACAGCAGCUGAUAUUACCAUUGGAUUUCACAGGGGCAACCAUGGAGAUGGUUCCGCAUUCGAUGGCCCCAGAGGGACUUUCGCGCACGCUAAUCCGCCUAGAGGUGGGAAUUUCCAUUAUGAUGCAGAUGAGAGAUGGAGUAGCAAUCCAGGACCAAAUGAGGUAGACUUGGAAUCUGUCACCGUGCACGAAAUAGGCCAUCCGCUGGGGCUUAAUCACAAUCCUGACCUCCCAGACGCAAUCAUGUAUCCCUACUUCGAUCAUGGGAUUAUAAAACAGGAUCUACAUAGGGAUGACAUUGAUGGCAUACGUGCUUUGUAUGGUUUACAGUAG
Prunus armeniaca (apricot) is the source of this 1032-nucleotide messenger RNA. The record is from the annotation of a GenBank genome assembly. NCBI's taxonomy places the organism in Eukaryota, Viridiplantae, Streptophyta, Magnoliopsida, Rosales, Rosaceae.